This is a messenger RNA of Coffea arabica (coffee), 1866 nucleotides long. NCBI's taxonomy places the organism in Eukaryota, Viridiplantae, Streptophyta, Magnoliopsida, Gentianales, Rubiaceae. The record is from RefSeq and is a predicted model, not a curated record.
AUGUCCCAAAAAUUUCCUUCCUCCAUCCAACCUACCAACUUCGACUUAAUUGUGAUCGGUUCCGGCCUCGAAGAAACCAUACUCGCCUGCGCGGCAUCCCUCGGCGGCAAAACCGUCCUCAUUGUCGACCAUAACCCUUUCUUCGGUGGCCACUUCGCCUCUCUCCCUCUGCAAGACUUCACUGAUUUUCUCCACACCCACUCAAAAUCAUGCCCGCAACCCGAACUCAAACCCGGAUCCUCCUCCGGCGAAUUCAACGUCCUUCCUCUGACCACUCGCCCCAUGUACUCCUCUGUCGAAAUUAGCGUAUAUUCCCCAGAAAUUAUUGACAAUUAUGGACUAUUCAGCGUUGAUUUAGCGGGGCAUAGGGUUUUAUUCUGUGCUGAUCCUAUGAUGGAAUUGAUUUUGAAAACUGAUAGGGUUUUAAAUGUGGAUAUAGACGAGUUCAUUAGGUUCAAUUGCCUGGAAUGGAUGCGAGCUUCAUAUGUAGGACUGAUGAAGAUGGCGGGGCAUUUUGGACAUGGGAAUGACGAAGAAGAUAGGAAAAUUCCAGAGGAGAACUUAGAGAGUCCGUUUUCGGAGCUAAAAUCGAUUAUUCUGCACGCAAUUGCCAUGGCAGAUUAUGACCAAGACAAUGUGGAAGACUGUAAAUACAUUCUUAAAACAAAAGAUGGAAUAGAUCGCUUAAUGCUUUGUCAUUCAUCAGUUGCCAGGGGUCAAGGGAUGUCUGUGGUUGUUGGGGAUUAUAAGGGUGUUAAGUUGGAUUGUGGUCAAGAAUUAUUCAGCCACCAGCUCAUCCUUGCUCCUUCGUUUAAUCUUCCCUCAGGAUUAGCUGCUCCUCCAACACAUUUUCAGCGGAAUGGUAAUCAUGAUUCUAGGCCGCAGGAUGCCAAAGACAAGGUAGUUAGGGGAGUAUGCAUCACAGCAAGUUCCUUAAAACCAGAUAUAGCAAAUUGUCUGCUGCUAUACCCCCCUCAAGCUUUGUUCCCGGAGCGGCUGACAUCAAUCCGAGUCCUCCAUUUGAGCAGUGAUAUGAAUGUUUGUCCUUCUGGCAUGUUUGUCGAUUAUGUAUCAACAAUUUGUGAAGAUGCAGCUCAAGGGAAAGAAUUACUAACUACAACCAUAAAUGAUUUGUUUUCUGUUCCUGUUUCUGGAAACUCUGAGGAAGAUUCUGAGGAUCAUCAGAGUGCGAAUACAGUAGUGAAAGUAAAACCCACUUUGCAUUGGAGUACUGUGUAUAUACAAGAGCAAACUGUGGGUGUAUUUGAUGGUGUUAUUUCAGCCUCUAUGCCUGACGGAAAUUUGCAACACAACAAUUUUGUAGAUGCAUCAGAAAAGCUAUUUCAGAGCAUGUAUCCUGAUGAAGGAUUCUUUCAAAGGAAACCUCAUCGAAUGAGGUCAUAGAAGAUGGUGCCUCCGAGCGCAAGUGUUGUGAUUUUUGCUUGAGCGAGGAUUCGGAGAAAACAGCAAAUAUAAAACACUGGGGAUCUAACCAAUUCUAUAAUACAUCAAAAGCUAAAUGUUGUGUGAGUUGAGGAAAUCAGUUGAAUUUUUUCGCUUUUGCUGCAGCGCGGUUGAACAGCUUGCUUCGAAUAGGUACAACAUAACUGCUUCACUACAAAUGAAAGCAGCAACAAAGCUCAAAUUGAAUCAAGUUCCAGUUAUUCAAUUUUGAGAAGUAUUUCACAGGGUCUAUAAAGGAAGUUUACGGCCCUUACUCCUAACUGGAAUGCUUCCUUCUUAAGAAUCGCCAUAGAAAAAUCUCCACUAAAAGGAAACUAGUUACUAGAUGCAAGAUUGCCGAUGGUAUGAGAGUAAAAUAUUCUGUAUCCGAAGUGUGGAUACACACUAUUCUCCUCGGAAAAU